Molecule: messenger RNA, 4328 nt
Organism: Aplysia californica (California sea hare)
Lineage: Eukaryota; Metazoa; Mollusca; Gastropoda; Aplysiida; Aplysiidae
Exons: 7
Coding region: 1379-3346 (655 amino acids)
Cellular component (GO): cytoplasm; membrane
Molecular function (GO): scavenger receptor activity
Source: RefSeq, a predicted model, not a curated record
GUCCAGUGUGCCCGAACGGACAACGGAGUUGUGAGAUUCCUGAAAGGACAACUCAGGCAGGACAUGCCAGGACUUCCCACUGCGCCGCAGGGAACUUCCGCUUCUGUGAAGACUUUGUGAGAUUUGUGCGACAGAGCAGGGGAGACAAUCGAGAGAAAUUCUCGGACAACUCAAGCAGAAAACUGUAGUUAGCUGAAUUAACUUCCCCGCGUUUUUAGCUUUGAUUCCAUUUUAUUAGACAUUUGAGAUCUAUCCUUGACUGCUUGAUGAAGCGAGUGUAGUUUUUGUAAAACUUCACAUUGUCGGAUAAAUACACAGCACGCUUAUUACAUUUUAAACCACAAUUUAUGUAUUUUGUGAAUUUCGUUUGAUAAUUGAAUUAAUGACAGCUGGAAUUAAAAUAUAAUAAUAUAUUAUCCAAUUAGUAAGAUAUGGAAGACAUUAUGUUCUGUGGCAAGGAGAUUGCAAGGAGCCGGAUUUGCCACUUUUAAGUGUACGUUUGUCAGUCAGCUCAUGCCACUUCUAAGUGUAGGAUUGUCGUCAUUCGCCUGAGAUGAUGGGAAGGGCAAACUUUGAGGAAAUGACCAACCACUGGAAGACGUUCUCUUUUGCCUCAAGAAAAUCGAUGUGGCCUGAACCGGUGUCAAGCUAAGACAAGGAGACAAUGUGUGUGUUUACAGCUUGGACCGCGGCGUAGACAGAACGCUGGUGCAUAAUUCAUACUUCCUGUCUCCCCACACACUAUUUCCGUCAGCUGCCAUUGUUUAGAUUUUAACCUGAGCUUUUGAACCGUGGGGAAACACGUCAGAAUCAUCAUCGUUUCAAAGAGUUGCCACAAAUAAGCUUUUUGAGUUUCUGCUUCAGUGUCUCGCCAAUGUCGAGGUUGAAACACCCAAGUGUCCUCACAGCUAGGACAAGUUGUCGAACAAAUGGACGCUAGAUUGGUACACGGGAUUUGUACAUCAGAUCUUACAGCUAGAAUGAGUUGACAGAUGUUUGUUAACCAUAUUUAACCCUCAUUUAUUCCUGGAUAUUGCACAGAGGAAUCCUUUGUUAUGUCAACUAUUCCACAUAUCAAUUGAACCAUUUUGUGCUGGAUAAAAUUUCAGAAAAAUCAUCAAUUAGAACAUCUGCAUCGAGUUGCAGUAACAACCAACGACAGUUUCAGAGAGAAAAAACGUGAGCUGAAAUCAGAGAAUCAUCGGGCCACUGUUUGACGUUACAGCACACACUGUCUCGGCACAUAUUAUAUGACCUAAUUGGUUUGCAAGUGCCGUAAAACUCUGUGACUGACACUAAAACACAAUGCUUUGGGGUUUAUCUGAUCUACUCGUGUCGCAAGUGCCGUAAUACUCGGCGACUACCAGUCUAAAACACGAUGCUCCGCGCGUACCAACUGUCCAUGGUCCGAGCGCCCCACGACUCACACGGCCAGAGCCCGUGGUCUCUCAAGGACAGACCUGAGCUCAACCUGAGCGUGCGUGGUCAGACGGUGUCUACUCACAUCCUGGGCCUGGGGAUCGUGCUGGUGGGCGUGCUGGUGCUGGCUAUAGGGCUCAUCAUGGGGCUGGAGUUCCCCAAAUACGUGAAGGAGAAGAGCAAGGAGGCGCAGUGUGUCGUCUAUCACAAGCACACGGACUUCCUCAGCUGGGAGCGAGGCAGUCACUGGAACAGACAAGUCCGGAUCUAUUACUGGGAGCUCACCAACGUGGACGACUUCCUGUACAACGGACGCACGCCCAGGGUGAGUACACAUGGGACAGGAGCAAGUAUCGCUGUGCUAAGCCCCUGGUAUCUGCAGCAGUCAGGGCGAGUGGGAGGGGAGGUGGAGCUGGGCUGGUCACUAAUGCCCCGGUACGUCCGGUCAGCGCUCGUGCAGUCCUCCCUGGCGUUUGAGACCAGCAGCAGCUCGCCUACAGAGUUUGUCUUCAGACCAAACAUCACGCAGCUGGGAGACUUCAACGACGCGGGCCUGUCCAGUGAUGCGAACCUCACCUUCAUCUCAUUCAGCGCCUGGCUCAACUCCAACGGGUCUCAGUUUAAAGACGCUAUGUCUCAGGCCAGAAACAACUCUGCGUUCACAGCCAGUGAGCUGAAGGCUGUGUACAGAGUACUCACCAGCGCGCGACUGUUGGGAGGCCGUGCCUUGCAACAAGAGGACACUCACGCGAUACAUCUCUGCGAGGAGUGGGCCGCUCACCUCUGCUCUGACGACCCGGGUUCGACGCCCACGGGCGGGAAGGAGCCCGACCUCUCCGAGUGCGGGGUAAUGUAUAUUUUCCACAAGUGCCAUGAAAACAUUUCCUCUCAAGUGCGAGAGAUUCUGCAGCAGACGUUUUGCGUCAGCGGCUCGGAAGAGUGCCUCAAUUUUUCCGACGCAAGUCAGCCGUUACAAGAAGCCUACUUCCUGACUCUCUCAGGCUUCACGCAGCACGUGUCAACGUUUGUCCUUACCCGACAGAAGUCGUUGAUGCAGACAGACCUGGUCGUCACCAGAAACCAGACGGAGUUAGCGCUGGGCUAUGACGUCACCGGCAGCAACAUGGCGGCCAGUCCUGCUCGGGUCGAGGGUUUCCUCACGAGUCACUGGAUGAUAGACUCUCAGAAUGACGUCACGCCGCUGUGGACGGUCUACACGUGCCUUAAGGAGAGAGACAUGGACUAUAACAUGAAGGUCAAAGAGUACAAAGGCCAGAGCCGGGUCAGGGAAGAGCUGCUCCGGAACCCCCGCGCCCGCGUGCCCCUGCUGUCCCACACAGACUUCGCGCCGGCCUGCGCUGACCUCCGGACCUGUGUCACGUGCUCGGUGCCGGGUCACAACAUCCGGGUGUUUGAGGAGGAGCUCUUCCGGCCUGUCGACUUCCGGUUGAACGCCAGCACUUCAUACAAGGACGUCAAAGUUUACAGAUACAACAUGGCUGAAGGUUCCACUUCCGUGCCAGUGACCUUGUGGCCUCACAACGCUCCAAAACUGGGCCAAACCAUAACAGUGGAGGCCGUCACGGGCAAAGUCUGGCAGCGGAACCUCAAGCUACAGUGGAAUGUCGGGAUACCAGAGUCCAGUGCGCAUGCGCACGGCCGGAACAUCGCCACUUCUGGGCUUCCACUUCCGGUGUUCUGGGUAGAGAGAAGUUCGCUCAUAAAGGACAGACAAGUUAGCGACCAUAAACAUCUGGUGACCCGACUGAUGGAGGUGUCGUGUGGCGGGGUGAUCGGCUUUAGCGUGGCCGCCUUCAUCGUGGUCCUCAUCGGCCUCGUCAUCUGUGUGUACCCGUCCAAACCCAACCGCGUCACGCCAGUCCUCGAGGAGGUGUCCAGCAACGGCGCUUCCGGGAGGCACGUCUGACGUCAGCACCGCCGGCUUCCAGGAAAAAUCUGGGCUGAACUUUGCCCAGUGCUACUUCAAUGAUGACAUCCCUCCGACACAACGCUGUCUCUGGAACACAGUGCGGUGUUAUCAUCUUUUGACGUUAUGCAGACAGCGCCACAUACCCGUGAUAUGCUUCUGAAACCUGGGGUCUGGAAGCCAGAAACCAGAGGUAUCAUCUCUGGAUCAGAGGUAUCAUCUCUGGCUCAGAGGUUGACGGGUAAAGAACCGCUGUCUUUGCUUUCCUUAUGAAGGGCCUCGUGGGGAUGUGGCACGCAGAGAGGAGGGGAGGUGGAAGAAACAGCGGAAUCGAGCAGAAGUACAAACACACAGAGACGGACAGACGGACACGAGAAAUUCAAAUGCCAGCGAGAAAUUUCGCAUACCAGAAAAUAUAUACUGCCCCCUAUGGUGGACCGGAAAGGGGUAGGUGGAAUCUACAAGAAUCUCCCUCCCCCUCCCCACCCCCACUCCCUCUGGUUUGAAGCCUGUCCAACAGUCAAUGUCUCCUCUUGGAUAACCUUACAGUGCUGUUAGAGGCGUUCAACGUGGUUCUAUAUUAUCUUCGUAGACAGUCGGUGUAGACGUGAAAAAGUCAACCGACAGCCGGUGAUGGUAACCACGUGACAUAUAUGGAGGUCAGGGUACAAGAAUCCCCGGCGAGUCAUCUGCUUACUUUACGUCUGUGUGUCCAGGCCGCGUCUACCAUAGAGUUACCCCAGCGUCGCUCGUCAGAGCUAUGUCUGUUGUGAGCGACCCGUGUGUAUCUCCUCUGACUGCGCGUGCGUCCAGGGAGCGUGAAACCAUCAAACUGCUUUGUCUUACCUUUACUCACCUUAAUCUGCUACAGCUAGACCACGAUAUUACAGUCAAGUGCUAAGAAUAAUUUGUAGAAGCAGAUUCCUCUCCCGCGUCCACUCACUUGUACCACCCAACAAGAACGCGUCUAUUUUCCCCACUC